GUCCAGACAAGGGUCAACGUGGCUGCGCGACCACACUUGAACUCUCAUCUUCAGCAAACGACGCACGACAGCCCAUCUUUUUGACGUGUCCAUUGUCACAACUUAGCUUACCUACCUUGCCUAGGAAAGAAAGUUAGCGAUAAACGAGACAAACCUCGGAUGCAAAAUCCCGGGAAAAGCUCGCCGGUAUUGACCAAUUGCUCGCUGCCUAAUUUGACGACCUAAUCCGACUUCGCCGAUACGAUUAUCACGAUGCAAUUACGAGAAAUGGCGCCCUCACCGGCGUUGCUGGCACUGGCUGCCAUGUUGACGCCCCAAUUAGUAUCAGCUUUCUACCUCCCAGGAGUCGCGCCGACAUCAUACAAACCGGGCGACAGGGUUCCUCUAUACGUAAACGCCAUCAGGCCGGUCGCGUCACGGCAGGACUCGAUGCUGCACUCGAUGCUCUCUUAUGAUUACUACCACACCCUGUUCAAUUUCUGCCAGCCCGAAGGCGGUCCGGAGAGUGUCAGCGAGAGCUUGGGGAGCAUCCUCUUUGGCGACAGAAUAAUGACUUCCCCUUUCGAACUCAACAUGGCCAAGAACGAUACUUGCAAACCGUUGUGCAAGGUCACUUACGACGCAGGGUCCGCCAAAUUUGUCAACACCAGGAUCGAGCAGGGCUACAGCGUUAAUUGGUUGGUAGAUGGUCUGCCAGCGGGAGAGUUGGUGCCGGACCACGGCAGCCUACCAGACCAGGUUCUGGAGGAGCCCGGUGUUACGUACAACAGCCAAGGCUUUUCUCUGGGGCUGGAGGACUACUCUACGGGUGUCAUUGUGUUCAACAACCACUACGAUAUCUACGUCGACUACCAUGCAGUGAACAAGAAGCCCGACCAGCUGCGCGUGGUUGGUGUCCGGGUCACACCGCGCUCUCUCGACUACCGCGACAAGCCCGCAGACUGCGGCCAACACGAGCCCCUAAUCCUUAACGACGACGGCGAGACGCCAGUGCAGUUCUCGUACAGUGUCUACUGGGUCGAGUCGCCAACGGUCUGGGCGACGCGCUGGGACAAGUAUCUGCGCGUGUUCGACCCCAAGAUCCACUGGUUCUCUCUCAUCAACUCCACCGUGAUUGUGCUCGUGCUCGUGGCCACUGUCAUGUCCAUCCUCGUGAGGGCCCUGCGCAAGGAUAUUGCCCGCUACAACCGCCUUGAUCAGAUCGACCUCGACGACCUGUCAGGCAGCGGCGGCGGCGACUCGCUCGAGGACGGCGUACAGGAGGAUUCCGGCUGGAAGCUAGUGCAUGGCGACGUUUUCCGUACGCCCUCGCAUCCGCUGCUCCUGUCCGUCUUCCUCGGCACCGGCGCGCAGCUCUUUGUCAUGACGGGUUUCACCAUCAUCUUUGCGCUUCUCGGCUUCCUUUCCCCCUCUUCGCGUGGUUCGCUUGCCACCAUCCUGGUGCUCUCCUACACUGUCCUGGCAUCGGUUAGCGGCUACGUGUCGGCUCGCGUUUACAAGUCGUUUGGCGGCGAAAAGUGGAAGCUUAACAUGGUUAUGUCACCGACGUUGAUACCCGUCAUAGUCUUCUCGACCUUUUUCUUCCUCAACCUCUUCCUCUGGGCCAAGGGGUCAUCAGGCGCCGUCCCCUUCCUGACCAUGCUGGUUAUCGUCGGCAUCUGGUUCGUCAUCUCGGUUCCGCUCUCAGUCGCCGGCUCCUUCCUCGGCUUCCGCCACUCGGCCAUCGAGCCUCCCGUGCGCACCAACCAGAUCCCGCGACAGAUCCCGGCCGCCUCCACGACGUGGCUCCGACCCAUCCCCAGCAUGCUCCUGGUUGGUAUGCUGCCAUUCGUCGUCAUUUUUGUCGAGCUCUACUUCAUAAUGAACUCGAUGUGGUUCAGCCGCGUCUACUACAUGUUUGGGUUCUUGUUCCUCUGCUACGGCCUCAUGAUCGUCACGACCGCCUGUGUCACCAUCCUCAUGGUCUACUUCCUGCUCUGCGCUGAGAACUACAACUGGCAGUGGCGUUCCUUCAUGGCCGCUGGUGCCAGUGCAUUCUUUGUCUUGGGCCACGCCAUGCUCUACUGGAUCAGCCAGCUGUCUCUCGCCAGUUUGGCCGGUAGCGUUAUCUAUUUGGGCUACAGUAUUUUGCUGUCGUUCCUCUUCUUUGUCCUUACAGGCACGAUCGGUUUCUUCGCCAGCUGGUGGUUCACCCGCAAAAUCUACAGCUCCAUCAAGAUCGAUUGAGCUGGUGCGCAAAAAGGAAAUUGGAGUGGAAAUGAAGCUAGGGGUAGACAAGGAGGGCAAAGUUGGUUGUAUGAUGUAUACUGUAUAAAGUGUUGAUCAGGCUGGCACCAUGUCUCGCUAGCAUUUCAUGACUUUGUUUUUAUUUGGCUUGCUUUUUAUUUGUGCUAGCGUCUACGUAGAGAACCAACUGUAGGUCAGUUAGUGUAACAUUUCGGUUACGGGCAGCGAGUAACCAAAAGUCGGGGAAUAUGAUUUCAAUUGUUUCUUUUGCGGGAGCGUUCUUGCAGACAAUGCUAAUUGAUGGUCUGUUUGCACUGGGUUAUAAUAUAGAUAACAUUAAUGGCUGGCCAAAGUACCUGCUGCCGUGAAUUAUUCAGUCGCC
Molecule: messenger RNA, 2608 nt
Organism: Pyricularia oryzae 70-15
Lineage: Eukaryota; Fungi; Ascomycota; Sordariomycetes; Magnaporthales; Pyriculariaceae
Product: transmembrane 9 superfamily protein member 2
Exons: 3
Coding region: 253-2226 (657 amino acids)
Biological process (GO): vacuolar transport; protein localization to membrane
Cellular component (GO): endosome; fungal-type vacuole membrane
Source: RefSeq, a predicted model, not a curated record